Ficedula albicollis (Collared flycatcher) is the source of this 2348-nucleotide messenger RNA. RefSeq names its product dynein (axonemal) assembly factor 2 (gene DNAAF2). Bases 219 to 1193 code for a protein of 324 amino acids. The record is from RefSeq and is a predicted model, not a curated record. Lineage: Eukaryota; Metazoa; Chordata; Aves; Passeriformes; Muscicapidae. The transcript is spliced from 3 exons.
AACCCUUUGCUGACUCCCCCGCUGAGGCUGCCAUUGAUCCAACCGCUGAACCCUUUGCUGACUCCCCCGCUGAGGCUGCCACUGAUCCAACCACUGACCCCCUCUCCGAACCCUUCACCGAACCCGCUCAUCCACCCGCAGAACCAACCACCGAGCCCCCGGACCCGCCUUUGCCCUGCUCCGCUGCCGCUUCCCCCAUCGCCAUCCCCGAGCCAGCCAUGCCCACCGGGGACACCGAGGGCCACCCCGGGCAGGUGGCCACGUGCCCUCCCUUCCGCGCCCGGCAGGACGAGGCGUCCCUCACGCUGCUCCUGCUGGUGCCCGGCAUCCAGCCGCAGAGCUUCCGUGGGGACGUGGGCAGCCAGCACUACAGCCUGCGCUUCCGCACCGCCACCGCCGCCUUCGCGCUGUUCCUGCGGGUCCCUGCCGCGGCAUCGCUGCUGUCCCCCGAGAGCAGCGUCAGCGUCUCUGCCCACAACGCCGUGGUGCGGCUCGCCAAGGGCCCCGGCAGCACCGGCCUCUGGGACAGCUUCAGCUUCGGCCUGGAGCCCUCUGCCCUGCAGGAAAGAUUGUUUGUCAGUGAGGAGAACAUUGAUGGAUUUCUAGGCACUGCUUUCUGCCCUUCCCCUUGCUCCCAAUCAGCACUGGAAAGCCAGCCAUUAAUUGAAGUGCUGGAUGUUACUGAGGACAGAAUUCAAAUCAGGGUGGAGCCAGCAGAACGUGAUGGAGAAGGAACACUUGGCAGCUCAGGGGGAGCCCUUGCUGGACAGACCGACAGCAACUACCCCGAAACAAAGGCAGAAACAAAGUGUCCUGCAGCUGAGGGACGUGCCGAGGGAUCCGGCCCAGCUCCCACAGCUGGAACAAUGGGAAAAGCAGCCUGUGCUUCGCACCAUUGUUUGCAGCAUGAACCUCCUGCCGCCAGUUCAGCGACUGCUGGCGGAUCCGCGAGAAAGGAGCCCGAUUUAGAAAGUGCUGCUGCAGCAGGAGACGCAGCCCCGGCGCCAGGCUCUGGGAAACGAGAACUGCCGGGGGGUGAGGAUGGGGAGGCGCCCCCGGGGAUGGGCAGCAGGGCGGGGUCCCCAGUCCUGCGGGAGGUGAACCCCGAGGACGGCAGCGAGCGGAUCCUCCGCGACCACCGAGCGCGCUGCCCCGUCCUGUUCCACAACUCUCUGCUCUACCAGCUGGAUUAGUUGCAUUGUUUUAGGAUUUCCUUCUGUUGUUUGAUGCUUGCUCUGAUUUCCAUGUGCUGGGUUCCCUCUGAAACUGGUGCAACACCAAAACUUCCCGUUGUUAGCAGUUUAACAAUUCCCUAAUCGCGUCUACGGCAAUGAUUUUACUUACAGGGAAAGUUGCAGUUGGAGGUGACUCUGAGCUCCUGGAAAAAAAAUGUAUCUUUAUUGUUUACAUAAAUUUUUUAUUCUCUUCCCACGUUUCAGGGAUUAUUUGUAUAUAUCCUCAGUCUAAUGGCUCCCUCGGGAAUUGAGCAGUAGUCAUCAUUUUCCAAACCUUUCAUUUUGUGAUAACUGCAGGAUUAGACUCGCAGUGAUUCUUAGCAAUCAAAUGAAAUUUCUAAUUACCCAGAGAAGUUCUAAUUAGUCUCCUAGAAAUAAUCAACAUUUAUACCCUGUAUUCCAUCCUAGUGUUGUGCUUCAGAUCUGCAGCACCCAGAUAUCCCCAGCUGAACAAAUUCCAUUGCACAAGAACAUCCUCUGGGUGCAUGUCUGCUCUGAAGUAUUUACAGCUGGUGAAAUGGACUCUCUUUAUCCAGAUUAGAUUUAUUUUUCUCAGUUUCCCUCGAGUUUCAGCUUUUCUCACCUCCCUAAACCACAAUAACCAAGAGAACAUAUCUAAUAAUAAACUUCCUGUUCCCCUUUCUCACUGCUGCUGAACCAACUUCUGUUUUUGUUUGAGAGGUGCUUUAGAGAGUUAUUUCAGGGAUGCUCUGGCAUUGCUGUCACAUUUCUCUGUGAAACACCAGUUUGGGUGUGUGGUUUCAGAGCUCAGCAGGAGCCACAGCUGCCCAAAACACCUGCCCUGCCCUCCCUGGUGGCACAUCCUGCUGGAGCUUUGCUGGGCUCAGCUUAACUCCCAUCAGCUUUUUGGGAGAGGUCUCCAAGGGUGAGGCACCAGCACAGCUUCAGCACCAGCCCCAACCCAGUGGAACAGAACACGGAGCAAUUACCAUGCAAAACUGUGGUUAAAUAACCCCUGGAAAAAGCAAAAAAAGCAGCAUUUUCUCUCUGUGACACAUUUCUGUGUUCUACAAAAGCUGCUGAGGUGCUUCUGCCACAGCAGAGUUCAAAGAGGAGUGGCAUUAAAGCUGCUGUAGCAAUCACAGAUGGCUC